UUCAAUAAAUGGUUCGGAGUGUAUUUAUUAGGCUUAUAUUGUAUAAGUUUCAAGUUUGCUUAAUAAAAAAAUUUUAAAUGUUCAGUUUGUGAAUUAGGAUAUUAUGCAGACGAAAUAAAUGGAACUUGUUUAAAUAAAUGUGGAACAAAGGUUAGAAUAAAAGAAGAGGAAUGCGAUGAUGUGAAUCUUGUUAAAGGUGAUGGAUGUGAUGAUUAAUGUAAGCUAGAAAACAAUUAUAUAUUUUUGAAUUGUGUAAGUAUCUUACCAAAAUAUCCAAAGCCAUUAAUGUAGAGCCCAGACAUUUCUUAGAUUUAUUCUGGUAUCAGAUUGUUUCAAUUAUCUUAUACCACUCCCAAUGUUAGAAUUGAUGGCUUUCAAAUUAAAGAUUAUCUAUCCUUACAUAUUUCAAGCAGUUCAAGUAUUGAAUAAGUUGAUCAGUCUUAUUAAUUAACUCAAGAUACUUCAUAGAUUAAUGAAUUUAAUUAAUCUGAAUUAAAUUUGAUGAUAAACAUCACUUUCAAUAGAAGUUCGCAAGGCCAAAUUCUAUUGAUCAAGUUCUUAAAUACAUCAGUCAUUUAUUCAAAUGAAGUGUACUCCCAGAUUGAAACGGAAUAUUUCAAACUGUCAGCAUUACAAUUCCAUCAAUCUUUAUGAGUCUAUUUUAUAUCUUAUUUAAGCCAUUAGAGGAUAAAUUAGGG
Messenger RNA from Paramecium sonneborni, 698 nucleotides. The record is from the annotation of a GenBank genome assembly. Lineage: Eukaryota; Ciliophora; Oligohymenophorea; Peniculida; Parameciidae.